Kluyveromyces lactis is the source of this 3156-nucleotide messenger RNA. RefSeq names its product Sgd1p (gene SGD1). The transcript has a single exon. Gene Ontology annotation, cellular component: nucleolus. Lineage: Eukaryota; Fungi; Ascomycota; Saccharomycetes; Saccharomycetales; Saccharomycetaceae. Gene Ontology annotation, biological process: ribosomal small subunit biogenesis. The record is from RefSeq and is a predicted model, not a curated record. Gene Ontology annotation, molecular function: protein binding; RNA binding. Bases 1 to 3156 code for a protein of 1051 amino acids.
AUGAGUAAGAAACAUGCUAUCAGAUUACCGGGAGUGUUGUUGGAUGAGCUCAAGGGUCAAAAUUAUGAUGAAGAGGAUAAGAGAUAUCAGUUUCCUAACGUGAAGAAAGUCCAACGCAAUGGUAAAAGAAAAGCUCCUUUGAGCAGAAAAGAACAGAGAAGACAAGAACGUGAGAGUAAGAAAAUAAAGAGGUCUGGAAAUAAUAUUCAGAAAACGUCUACUUCAUUGAAUGUUGAAUCAGCAAAGAAAGAUAGACAAAAUGGUUCUACAGCCGUAAAAUCAUCUCUUAAGAGAGAAAAAGUAAAACUUGGGAUUCAAGUCAAGCCAAAACAAGUCAGAUUCUCCGAGUUCAAUGAGGUGAAAGAGAUUUCGUCUGAUGAUGAGUUAUCAAGUGGUGAUUUCGAUGAUUUCGAUGAAGACGAUCUGAAUGAAGAAGAAUGGGAACAACUACGUGAAUUAGAAGACAGCGACGAAGAAGAAGAGGAUGACGGCGGUGACGACGAUGACGAUGACGAUGACGAUUACGAUGAAGAAGUAGAAGAAGAAGAAGAAGAACCUCUUACGGCUAGAGAAACUAUGGCGAAACUCAAAGCUUUAAAGGAAAAAAAGCGACAAGUGAACCCAUCUGGAAGUGAAAUGGCAGUUGAUGAUGCCCAAAAUUCAUCUGAAGAUGAUGAAAUACUUAAUGAAGAAUACUCAGCCGAUGAUAUGGAUGAUGAUGAAGAGUGCGACAGUGGUUUGGAAGAAAUGAGUGUAGAAGAAACAAUGGCAGCUUUGAAGGCAAUGAAAGAUAAAAAGUUACAAGCCAAGUCUUCCAAAUCUACCACCACUGGUACUGUAGAGAAAGGCUCUAAUAAGAAUAACAAAGAGUCUGGAAAGAAAGAACAGUCUAAAUCAAAGUCUGAGAUUUACAGUCCAUUAACACCAGAGGACAGAGCAGCGAUUGAAAGAGAUGAACUGGAUAUGAAAUAUUAUGCUGGCAAGUUGGGCUUGAAAAACGGUAAAAAAUUGCGUGCCACAGAUGAAUACGAUGCUAUUGGAGGUUUACUAGAGGGUCUUGAGUAUUUUGAAGACUUUGGAGAUGAUGAAAGUGGAGAGGAAAAUGUAGAAGAUGAUAGCAAUGUCUCAGACGAUGGUGAAGAUGAACUAAUAUCGGAAGAUGAUGAAGAUGAAGAUGAACAAACGGAAGAGGGACAAAUCGAAAACCCAUUUUCGUCUGAUGAUGAGUUAUCAAGUGGAGACUUUGAUGAAUUCGACGAAGACGACUUGGAUGAAGAUGAAUGGCAACAACUUCAUGAAUUAGAGGGGAACGCUCCAUCAUCUACACGCACGAAGCAAAAGGAGAACAUUUACGCCGCCCCAGUCAUCGAAGAGAAUAAAUCUUACGUACCACCAUCCUUGAGAAGAAAACAACUUGAGGAAUCUGACUCGGAGACUAACAAGGAAUUGAAAAGAAAAGUUAAAUCAGCUCUGAAUAAACUAUCAGAUUCAAACAGUGCUAUAAUUGUUACCUCCUUGAACGAGCUCUAUGAUAACUAUGCAAGACAAUACGUCAAUGAUGCGAUUAACAAUCAGAUGAUCGAGGUUGUUGCACAGAAGAAUAAAUUAUUGGACACUUUUAUCAUGAAUUAUGCUGGUGUAGCUUUCAGUAUAUGGAAGCUAAGGGGAACUGAAGCCGGUGCUUCCUUUAUUCAAGCAUUGGUCCAGAAAUUCUUAGAGAUUUAUAGUGAACAGAUACAGUCGGCUAGAAAUUCAAAAUCAGACGAGCCAAUAAUGCUGUCUAAGGAAACGACUAAUUUGCUGACUUUGCUGGGCUAUUCCUACAACUUCGGGCUAGUUUCCAGCAGACUGAUAUAUGAUAUCAUCAAGCUAUUAAUUCAAGAACCCAAUGAAUAUACAACCGAACUUCUGUUAAGGAUCAUCUCUGUUUGCGGCCCUUUGAUACGUGGUGAUGAUCCCAGAGCUCUAAAGGAUAUAAUCACGGAACUAUUGGCCAACGUUAAACAGAUGAAGCAAACUCCAAGGCUAAACUUUUUGUUGGAAACUCUGUCCGAUUUAAAGAAUAACAGGUUAAAGCCUUCAGUUCUUGCUGCCAAUCAUCAGACUUUAAAAAAGGGAAUUUUGGGAUCACUUCGCAUCUCAACUUCGGCAUCUUCGGAGCCUUUGCUGGCUUCUCUAGAAGAUAUAAAAAACGUGGAUUCUAAAGGUAAGUGGUGGUUAAUUGGAGCAUCAUGGAAGGGUAAUCAAGAAACUGCUUUCGAUGAGGCUAAUGUCAAAGAAGACAGAACGAUUGCUAAUCAAACAAAUAUAAAAUUGGAUGAUGAUUUACUCUCUGAAAUGAUUGAUUGGAAUGAGAUAGCGAAACAACAGAGGAUGAACACUGAUGUGAGAAGAGCUAUAUUCGUUAGCAUAAUGUCUGCAGAGGAUUAUUUGGAUGCAUUCGCUAAGAUAGAAAAGCUGAACUUGAAGAGUAAACAGAGUCUUGAUAUUUCACGGGUGCUGCUACAUUGCUUGUCAAACGAUGGCACAUCGUCCGGAUACAAUCCAUAUUAUUCAUUAUUAGCAGGAAAACUCUCAGAGCAUAACCACAAACUUUUAAAGUCUUUCCAGUUUUUAUUCUGGGAAAUUGUGAAGAAGUUCGAGCUUGAGACACAUUCAGAUGAUGAGGAAGAUACCUUGUUCAGCAAUGAAGACACUGUUGAUGAAGACACUAGAUUACAAAGAUUGGCUAAGCAAGGCCGAUUCUUUGGCCAUUUAAUAGCAGAAGGUCACUUGAAACUUGAUGCUUUCAAGCAUGUUCCGUUAAUGGCAGGACUCAACUCAGAUGGAAUAAUCUUCUUUGAUAUUUUGCUUUUCCAGUUGUUCCUUUCCGAAGGUAAGGCAGCCGAAAUAAAGAUCAAACGAGAUGGAAAGAAAACAUUUGAGUAUAACUCUGAUGGUUUGUCUUCUUUGAUCGAGAAAGGUAUUAACAUUCAGAAUAAGAAUGUUAUUUUAAAAGCGCUAAGAUGGUUUAUAUCUAAGCAUUUUGAUUAUAUCAAGUAUAUUUCAGGUAUGAAAGGCUCAAAAGAACAUGAUAGAGAAAGUAGAAGACUGUCUUGGGCAGUUGCAUCUUUCAAAAAACUGAUAGAAGAGGAGCUCAAAGGUGCUGAAGAUUGA